ACUUCAUAUAAGUAACAAAAUUCCAGUAAACAUGGGUUCUAAAGCCAAUUUUAAUAGUGGUAAUCUCAUACAAAGUUAUUACCUAUAUUCAGCUAUAUUAGCCUUAAAAUUGCUUGCAUUAAAACCCCUCGCCUCUAUCGUGUGUCAUCCAGAGAAAGUACAGCGUGCCAAUAUAAGUGAUCUCAAGAAUCUGACUCCUUUUUGGCUGGUAGCCGGUCUGUAUAUGACGACAUCACCGGACCCUGUAACCGCUCUUACUCUCCUAAGAGUGUAUGUCGUGGCCAGAAUAAUAGCUGCUAUUGGCUAUGUGACAAGGAUACCAUCAAUGAUGAAAGAAUUAGCUUUUUUUGUAUCAUUCACGAUAACCACAUACAUGGCUGCCUGUGUCGUUUUGAAGUAUAAUCACGCUCUGUGAACAUUUUAUGAAAUUCAUAAAGUAAAAACAGACUUACCAGCAACUUUGUUUGUGAGUAAUUUCAACAUUUAACUUUGAAAUUACGGUGUUU
Pieris rapae (cabbage white) is the source of this 506-nucleotide messenger RNA. RefSeq names its product microsomal glutathione S-transferase 1-like. Lineage: Eukaryota; Metazoa; Arthropoda; Insecta; Lepidoptera; Pieridae. Gene Ontology annotation, cellular component: membrane. The coding region runs from base 32 to 415 and encodes 127 amino acids. The transcript has a single exon. The record is from RefSeq and is a predicted model, not a curated record.